Lactuca virosa is the source of this 973-nucleotide messenger RNA. The record is from the annotation of a GenBank genome assembly. NCBI's taxonomy places the organism in Eukaryota, Viridiplantae, Streptophyta, Magnoliopsida, Asterales, Asteraceae.
CCGGGUGUGGUCCUCUACCUCGCUGCAAAAUCAAUCAAAAGCCCUAAAUUGAUGUCAAAAUGAAAAUCACCCAACGGUUCAAUCGAGUUGUUAAACCCUUAAAGCCUGUAGAUUGCUCCACGAAAGAUCCCAAACCUUCAAUUCUUAAGAUCAAACCAAAUUUGAAGCCAAAAUCAAAGACAAAACCUAGAACAAUGAAGCAAAAAGCCCUAACCCAACCCGGUCUUCAUUCAGAAGAAUCAAAACCCACAUUUUUGUUGGAAAAAGCCCCAAUACUGGGUCUUGAAUUUUACCAAAUCGACGCCCUUGAUCUUGCACCUCGAUUGCUUGGCAAGUAUCUGAGGAGAGAUGACGUUGUUCUCCAGAUUACAGAGGUAGAGGCGUAUAGAUCUAACGAUUCGGCUUGUCAUGGUCGAGUUGGCAUUACACCAAGAACUGCUCCUAUUUUUGGAGCGGGAGGGCAUGCUUAUGUUUAUCUCUGCUAUGGUCUGCAUACCAUGCUCAAUGUUGUGGCUGACAAAGAAGGAAUUGGGUCAGCUGUCUUGAUACGUUCUUGUGCUCCUGUCACUGGAUUGGAGACUAUCAAACAACGUCGGGGUUUGGAUACUGAGAAGCCAAUUCUUCUUACGGGGCCCGGCAAGGUGGGUCAAGCACUUGGGAUUUCUAAAGAAUGGAGUAGUCAUGCUCUCUUUGCUCCUGGUGGUCUGGAAUUGUUGGAUGGGCCGGAAAUGAAAGUGGAGGAGAUGGUAGUGGGCCCACGUGUGGGGAUAGAUUAUGCUUUGCCUGAAGAUGUUGAGGCAUUAUGGAGGUUUGCAGUUGCAGGUAGCCCUUGGAUAAGUGCUCCUAAGAACACCCUCAGACCACCUUCAUCUUCUACAAAACUCUUGGAUAUCACAAUUUAAAGUUAUCUUUUUUUUUUUGGAGGGGAAAAGAAAGUGUUUUUUCUUGGGUUAAAUGUUGAUGUUAUUAUGUA